This is a messenger RNA of Exserohilum turcica Et28A, 1017 nucleotides long. RefSeq lists its product as uncharacterized. NCBI's taxonomy places the organism in Eukaryota, Fungi, Ascomycota, Dothideomycetes, Pleosporales, Pleosporaceae. Bases 1 to 1017 code for a protein of 338 amino acids. The transcript has a single exon. The record is from RefSeq and is a predicted model, not a curated record.
AUGUCGUGGAUGGACUCGUGGUCGCGUCCCAGCAAGCACGCCGUGACACCACCACCCCUCUACCUCACAGCCGGCGACGCAGUGCCCUACUGCCACAGCUGCGGGCGCGUCAUCGGCGACCGCCGCAAGACGCAAAAGGCCCCCGAAGUCAAGUACUGCUCAGCACGCUGCCGCAACAGCAAGCCCGGCCCCCUGGACCGCAAGAUCGAAGCCACCUUUGCCGCUCUGCUGGCCGGCGCCCCCAUCGACUCUCUCAAGGAAAACGCCGGCGCAGAGCCUGCGGGUGGCGCUGCAAAAGACGAUCAUAAUGACCAUGGAAAGACGAAAAAGAGCGAGAAAAAACACAAAAAGAAGACGCAAAAGGGCGACCACCGCAUCAUCGUCGAAUGCAGCACCGUCGAGGACAUCGUCUUUGGCCGCGAAAAAGACCCAGAAAAGGUGUACGGGCGCCGCAAGAACCGCAGACCGCGCUUUGUAGUCGAGAAGCCCGAGGAUUGGCGCAGCGUAGACAUGGUCGAUGACGCUGCCCAAGCUGCGACUACAUCACAGCAACAACAACAUCAUCCCCCGCCGCCAGACCUCACCAGCGACGACGACUCCAUCUCCGACUCAGACGGCGAGGCCGACGGCGGAAUCGCCCUGGAAUCUACUCCUCCUCCGCUUGCCGAAGACAUGGACGCGCAUGCCCUGCCCGACACAGUCGAGUACGGCUACGGCUCAGGCAAGAUCCGGCCGCCCCAAGCCCAAAACGACGUCAAUGGAUCCGUAGGCGGCGAAAAGGGCUGGGCCGAACGCAUCCAGGAGACAGACGAAAUGAAGCUGAAGCGGCGCGAGGGCCAGCGCAAAGCAGAUGAACGAGAAAUGGUGCGUAGAGCAGCAAGACGCGGCUGCGCAUUUGGAUUUAGCGUCCCGGAUGAGCCUGAGAAGAGGAAAUGCGAGGCUGUCAUGAAGAGCGCCGUGGUGGAAGCCAGCUUUGCAAAGGGCGAGUGGGGCGUUAGAUGGAGAGAGCGCAUAUAA